AUGUCUUAUACAAGAUCCCCCAGUCCCUUGUCUGAUGGUGUUGCGGAGCAUGCGGGUGUGGACUUGACUACUGAUGGGAGUGGCUCGUGUCAAGAUGCGGAUGAGAUGGCUACUCUUGUGGAUUUCUCACAUCGAGGCACGGAUGAGAUGGCUACGCUUGCGAGUUUAUCGCGUCAAGACACGGAAGAUUCGGCUACUGAUGGGAGUAACUCGUGUCAAGAUACGGAUGAGAUGGCUACUCUUGCGAGUUUAUCGCUUCAGGACACGCAAGAAAUGACUACUACUCCCGCCCCCUCGCACCAAGACACGGCAAAAGAGCUUCAAAGCGUGAUAUCCAACGCAGAGCUCGACACUUCCACCAAAAACCACAUGAAUCAUCUCGUCCAAACCAUGCAGACUCAGCACCAAACCAUCUGCCCAGCAUGCCUCGAGCCAGACACUCACUCAACAGCCAGCAGCUCCGACCCGGAGUCGACUUCCCGAAAACGCAAGCACAGUCAAACCACCCCCUCUACCCCCGAGUCUGGCACCACCACCACCACAAGACCCAAGAAAAAAAGCAGAAAACAUCCUCAAAAUACAGUAUUCAGUACCGCUUAUGUUGGCAGGUUCAGACGCUGUAAUAAUGACGACUGGUUCUCCCGAUUCGCCGUCGGCAACCCGGAGCCCGUUCAUCUUCCUGCGUAUGGUGCCGCAAUAUCCAAGCGAGCAGGCAAUACCCACCAGGGAGAGUAUCUCGAUGAUCUGGCUGAGCAACACGCCGAAGCGGGCAUGCAUGGCCAGCCACGCCCGCUCACGAUCUUUGGCUCUACACUUGCUCCGAAGCCGUCCUUGCCCAAACACAAACAUCCAGAAGACGUCGCAGCAAUGGUAAACUAUCUGACCAAUCCCGACCCACACCUCAUCUCCAAAACCCCCACCGAAGAGGCCAUCCACUCCUGGUCCACCAUGCCAACAGACUACCCCAAAAUCAUGGUCCGUCUCUGGGACCACAACUCCAAGGCCCACAUCGAGGACGGCAAGCAAGGCUUCCUCUCCCAGUGCGGCGGCGUGCCCCUCGACACCCCCUCCCUCCGCACCUACUUCCUCCAGUCCCACGUCGACUUCCGCAGCCGCGCCGCUACCCCCUUCAUCUCCGUCACCUCCGACCCCUCCAACGCCGCAAACUUCCACGUCCGCCGCCUCAAAGCCCGCCAGGAGAAGCGCAGCCGUGUCCCGGUCGUUCGUUUCACGCUCAUGAACUGGGCCGCCCGCGUGGCGGAGGGCAUGCCUACUCUGCACAUGGGCCGCGAGCUCAGGCACUACAACGUCUACAACCCCUAUGCGUACUCUGCCUGCAGCGACGCGAUUGAGAAGUUUGAGUGGCUUGCGCUGUGGUGUGUUCCGCCGUCGCAGAUCGUGGGGACGUGGUUUGUGGGGGAUAUGGAGGAUUGGAUGGCGAGGCGUGAUGAGGGUAUGAGUGGCUCGAUGAGGCCGGACGCGAGAUGGCUUUGGAGCUUUCAUUUUGAUGCUUGGUGGAAGCUGGUUGCUCUGCCGGCUUACGAGGCGCAUGAGCGGACGAGGCUGGGUGGUGGUGUCCCUGAGCAUAUUGAGAAUUGCGGCUGCUGCGGCCAUUCUUGA
This is a messenger RNA of Pseudovirgaria hyperparasitica, 1620 nucleotides long. RefSeq lists its product as uncharacterized. The record is from RefSeq and is a predicted model, not a curated record. NCBI's taxonomy places the organism in Eukaryota, Fungi, Ascomycota, Dothideomycetes, Acrospermales, Acrospermaceae. The coding region runs from base 1 to 1620 and encodes 539 amino acids. The transcript has a single exon.